Linum tenue is the source of this 2414-nucleotide messenger RNA. The record is from the annotation of a GenBank genome assembly. Lineage: Eukaryota; Viridiplantae; Streptophyta; Magnoliopsida; Malpighiales; Linaceae.
AUGGCGAAGGAUAGAAGAGAUCGUUCUAGGUCAUUUGAUAGGUACAGAACAUCCCCAUACCCAAGCAGUUCCAAACGUCCCAAGCUCUCUUCACCCAAGGUGUCUUCAUCAAAGCCAGAUGAAAACAUACAAGAAUUUGAAGAUGCCCGGUGCCCCGUUUGCAUGGAGCAUCCACACAACGCCAUCCUCCUCAUUUGCUCAUCGCACGACAAAGGUUGUCGGCCGUACAUGUGUGACACCAGUUAUCGUCACUCGAACUGCUUUGAUCAGUUCCGUAAAUCGUUCAAGCAGCAGCCCUCAGCACCACCGCUUGAAGAGAGUAGUAUUAGGGGCUCAACAGAGGUAGUAGUAGUCAAUUCAGAAUCAGCAACUGUUCCGAGCUCUGCUGGAAGUGGUAGUAGUAGCUGUGACAACAAGGUGCCACCUCAGCUGAUGUGCCCCCUAUGCCGAGGCCACAUCAAGACGUGGGUGGUACUGGAACCAGCUCGGAGCUUCAUGAACUCGAAAUCAAGAAGCUGUGCCAGCGAGGCCUGUGAAUUCAGCGGCACGUAUUCUGAUUUGAGGAAGCACGCGAGGCACGAGCACCCCCUCGUCAGGCCGUCGGAGGCCGACCCCGAGAGGCAGCGGGAUUGGAGACGGAUGGAGCGCCAGAGGGAUUUGGGGGACUUGCUGAGCAUGCUACAGGCCUCGUUUGGUGAAGAUAGGGUGGGGCUCGACGAUGACAGCACCGACAUAAUGAUGCCGCCCAUUGAAGAUGGCAGUUUCCUUACCUUCUACUUCCUCAUUAGGGUUUUCAGACCGGGGGUCAUAGUCAGUGGGUCAAGGAGUAGAGGGUCAUCAAGUGCUGGAAGGCGGUCGACUGCUACUAGUGCAGAUCGUUGGGGGGAGCUUCGCAAUGAUGAAGAGACUGGAUCUUCUUCCGGGGAAGAGGAGCACAACAACAAUGAUGACUCGGAUGGAGCGUCAGUACCCUCCAGGCAAAGCGAGCGGAUUCGAAGGCAGCGGAGUUCACCAGACUCUGAUGGAGUGCCCCCGACUCUAAGGCAAAGCGAGCGGAUUAGGAGGCAGCGAAGGACUCCAGACUCGUUCACCUCGCUCUCGCUCUCGCUCGUCUUUUCUUCUUCCUCUUUGCUCCCAUGGAGUGAACCGAACCUCCACACCGCACCAGCUUCCGAUUUCUAUCUGGGAGGGGCAAAAAGCUUUGCUUGCUCCCGCUGGCUCUGUAAUUCGUAUCUGUUGCAGCUUUCGCGAAUGGGGUCUGAAACCAUCUCGGGCUCCGAGAAGGAGAAUUCGAACGAUAGCGCUGAAACCCUCGUGACGCUGAAUGUCUACGAUCUCACCCCUGUCAACAAUUACACCUACUGGUUCGGAUUCGGGAUUUUCCAUUCCGGCAUUGAAGUUCACGGGAAGGAGUAUGGAUUUGGAGCUCAUGACUUCCCAGUCAGCGGAGUUUUCGAAGUCGAGCCAAGAGAAUGCCCCGGUUUCAUUUACAGAUGUUCCAUCCCAUUGGGGACCAUAAAGAUGCCGCCUACCGAGUUCAGGACAUUCAUAGAGGGUAUGGCUUCCGAGUAUCAUGGAGACACGUAUCACCUAAUCUCCAAGAACUGCAACCAUUUCACAGAUGAUCUAAGCUCCAGAUUGACAGGAAAGAGAAUCCCAGGUUUUGUAAAUCGCCUCGCCCGCCUAGGUUCUCUGUGCAGUUGUUUGCUUCCUGAAAGCCUUCAAGUAACUUCAGUGAAACCGCUACCUGAACACCAUGACUUGGAAGAUGGAAGCGAGUCCGUGACAACUGGCACCCCACCCUGCGAACAAAUGGAAAUCGAUGAUACCGAUCAAGAGAGGCACCUUUUGUCUCCCAGCAGUGGAGCUAUAGAAGUGUUGUUUGUCAAAGAGAGAACUCCCACAGAAGAAGAAAAGCUGUCUCAUUGAGGGUUGUAUACAAAAGAAGGGGAAUAUGCCUCCUUUUUAUCCUUUUCAAAUUCACUGCUGCAGAAUCCCCCAAGACACGAACUCAUGCGUAGGAUGCACAGAUAUAGGAUCCUCAAUUUGCUUGCUUUUUCCCUUGCCAAUCCUGUAUAAAGGCUGCAAGGAAGGAGAGCCUCACAAGUCACAAAACUUGGGUUAGUGCUUUUCUGUUGGCUUGCAUUUUUUCUUUUGCUUCUGGUUUUUGUUGUACCAUUGUUAGGUUUACCACUUGAUUGUCAUACGGCUUCCACUCCACUCUGGAUUGUGCCACAGAUUGCUGCUACAGACUUUCUGCUUUGAUCUGUAAUUGUAUUCAUGCCUUGUACUGGCACUUUCCUAGUUGGAGGAAAUGAAUUCUUGAAAUUGAUUCAGAAGUCAAUGUGGUAUUAUCUUCAUCAAUGCAAUUGUCUUGUUUGUAGGGUUAACAGAAACAACUAAAUCUGGGGACC